This is a messenger RNA of Colletotrichum aenigma, 762 nucleotides long. Its product is annotated as Secondary metabolism regulator LAE1. NCBI's taxonomy places the organism in Eukaryota, Fungi, Ascomycota, Sordariomycetes, Glomerellales, Glomerellaceae. Gene Ontology annotation, molecular function: methyltransferase activity. The transcript is spliced from 3 exons. Bases 1 to 762 code for a protein of 253 amino acids. The record is from RefSeq and is a predicted model, not a curated record.
AUGAAGCAUCACAUGAUCGUUGCCCUCUGCGGUAAUAAGCUACACAACGCGCCCCUUUCCGAUCCCAGGAAGGUCCUUGACAUUGGAACAGCGGGUGAAACAUACCCUGAAGCAGAGGUUGAGAGCAUUGACUUGAGUCCCAUUCAGCCGCCAUUCUUACCACCGAACGUUCACUUCAUUGUUGACGACAUUGAGGCACAAUGGCUGCACAAGGAUGAUUCUUUGGACUACAUUCAUUUGCGUCAUAUGGCGCCAUCGGUCAAGGAUUGGCCAAAGCUACUAGCUCAGGCGUACAGAGCUCUCAAACCAGGUGGUUGGCUUGAACUGCAAGACAUCGUGCCCGAGUGCAAAUGCGACGAUAGCACUAUGCCCUCUGGGCAACAGUAUGCUCCUGCUAAGAUGAUGGACCUUAUCAAAGAUGGUCUUUCCCAUUUUGAUGUGGAUCUGCGAGCAGGCAGCAGUCAUAAGAAUCGAAUUGAAGCUGCAGGCUUUCAGAAUCUUAUCCAUGAUAUCAAGAAACUUCCCGUGGGCACAUGGCCAAAGGACUCUCACUUGAAGUCUGUUGGUUCAUAUGCCCGCGCUGUCAUCUAUGAUGGGCUACACGGCAAUACUAUCGAGCCUUUUACGAGGGGUUUGGGUUGGACUCCUCUUGAAGUCGAAGCUUUCCUCGUUGAAUUUCGCAGAGAAAUGCUGAAAGAUGACGUUCACCCCUACAUCUUGUAUCAUUCAUACUCGGGGCGGAAACCCCCGAGACCGGCGUAA